Jatropha curcas is the source of this 1857-nucleotide messenger RNA. RefSeq names its product cytochrome P450 714A1. Gene Ontology annotation, molecular function: iron ion binding; heme binding; monooxygenase activity. The record is from RefSeq and is a predicted model, not a curated record. NCBI's taxonomy places the organism in Eukaryota, Viridiplantae, Streptophyta, Magnoliopsida, Malpighiales, Euphorbiaceae.
CUAGAACCAUAAAGUACAAAUUAGUUCAAAAGAAACCUCCAAUAAUACUGUCCAAGGGACAAGAAAUAAACAGAGAGACGAAGAAGAAGAAGAAGAUGGAGGUCUCUGUUCUGCUGGAAAUCGUGUGCUGGCUAUUCAUUUCAGGACUUGUUUGGUUUAUCAUUCAUCUGUAUAAGACAACCUUGCUUAGGUCCCAGAAGGUGAAGAGGAAGCUUCGUGUGCAAGGUAUAAAAGGGCCUACUCCUUCCUUUCUCUGUGGAAAUCUCUCAGAAAUGCAACAAAUACAAUCCAUGGCUAUCAGCUCUCGCAAUCAUGCUAAUAUUGUAGCUCAUGACUAUGCUUCCUCCAUCUUCCCAUAUUUCGAGCACUGGAGAAAACAAUACGGUCUAAUAUACACGUAUUCAACCGGGUUGAAGCAGCAUUUGUAUAUUAACGACCCAGAAAUGGUGAAGGAAAUGAACCAGUCCAUUAGUUUGGACUUGGGGAAGCCAACUUAUAUGACCAAAAGGCUCCAACCUAUGCUCGGUAAUGGUGUUAUAAGGUCCAAUGGCCACCUUUGGGCUCAACAGCGCAAAAUCAUUGCUCCAGAGUUUUUCAAGGAUAAAGUCAAUGGUAUGGUGGGGUUGAUGGUGGAGUCGGCACAACCAAUGUUGAGAAAAUGGGAGGAGUUUGUUGAAGCUGAAGAUGGUUCCCCAGUAGAUAUUAGAGUUGACGAGGACUUAAGAGAGCUUUCAGCUAAUGUUAUUGCAAGAGCUUGUUUUGGGAGUUCUUAUUCCCAAGGAAAACAGAUCUUCUCUAAGCUUAGAACCCUCCAACAACUUCUUAGCAACGAAAGCUCUCCUUUUAGUGUCACAGAUUUUGGGUUCUUUGCAAGUAAGAAGCGAAAACGGCUCAGCAGCUUGGAAAAAGAGAUAGAUUCGUUAAUUUGGGACACAGUGAAAGAACGAGAAAAACAAUGCUCAGAGAAAAGUUAUAUCGAGAAGGACUUAAUGCACCGGUUACUUGAGGAGUCAGUUAAUGAUAGCAAUAGUAGCAAAUUUUCAGCAAAGAGUUUCAUAGUUGAUAAUUGCAAGAACAUGUACUUUGCAGGUCAUGAAUCUACUGCUACUGCUGCCUCCUGGUGCUUGAUGCUUCUCGCUUUAUAUCCAGAAUGGCAAUCUCGUAUCCGACAAGAGGUCAAUCAAUUCUGCAGUGAUGGUCUAGAUAAAAAUUCGAUAUCCAACUUGAAAACGUUGACUAUGUUGAUUCAAGAGACAUUGAGGCUAUACCCACCAGCAGCAUUUGUGUCAAGGGAGGCACUAGAACAAGUUCAAAUCGGCAAAAUCAGUAUUCCAAAAGGUGUAUGCAUAUGGACAUUAAUACCGACCUUGCAUCGAGAUCCUAUUUUAUGGGGACCAGACGUUAAUGAGUUUAGACCAGAAAGAUUUGCAGAUGGUAUCUCUAAAGCUUGCAAAUUUGGACAUGCUUAUAUCCCAUUUGGCGUUGGGACUCGCUUGUGCUUAGGCAGAAACUUUGCUAUGAUCCAGUUGAAGAUUGUUCUGUCUCUGAUUGUGUCCAAGUUUACUUUCUCUUUAUCUCCCAAUUAUCAACACUCUCCUGCUUUUAGAAUGCUCGUGGAGCCUCAGCAUGGCAUACAAAUUGUAAUUCAAAAGGUUUAGCAACUUUUUACAAAUAAACUUCGAAAACAACUUAAUUAGUAAAUUAAUUCAGUCUGUCUUUGUCUCCAGCACCAAGCUGCUAUAGUAUAGGAUAUAUAUAAUAAAGUUCUUGCUGUAACUUGUUAGUGGACCAUACGGAUUUGUGUAUGUGCUAUUAUGGCUUUCUUUUCUCUUAAAAAUGACCCAAGAUGGCUUUCUU